AUGGAGGUGAACACGAAUCCUUCUCAAACACACAGGUUUCCUGUGCCUCACAAAAAAGUUUCGGUAGAUGUGAAGGUACAGAACAUGCAUUAUUUUUUGUGUUAAUAAAGAUGUCUUAACAAAAUAUUUCUCAAUUUUAAAAUUUACUGUUAGACGGGGUACAGGCCGAUGAAAAUGAACCUAAGGAUUUAUACCCUUAUACUUUAGGUCAAUUAUAAUAAUGUUUUGAAUUCUUAUUGACGUCAUAUGAUAUUUUUACUGAAAAUAAUUCGAUUAGAAGAUAUGAAGAAUAUUGUGUAUUAGAUGCUGGUUGUGGCACAUUUCUCUUAAGUAAAAUAAAAAUUUACGAUUCACCAGUGAGAAUAAAAGACCAUAAAAUAAUUAUAUGUUAGAAAGAAAUCGAGUUGGAGGGCAGAGAAUUAAUAUCCCAGGGUAACUAUUUAUCUGGGAGAAUUGGGUUUGACUCCUGCUCCCCGUUGCAUAAUCAGAUGGGCUACUUUAGAGGUGGGAUUAGCACUCCGGCUUCGAGCUCGUCGGCAAAGGGGCAGACGGACACAGAUGUAAUAGACCCACUUAUAUGCCCACUCCAUACCCGGGAGGUGAACCUGAGAGAGGAUUCCAACACCGUUGACCAAUAAAUACGGUCAUAGACUUUCCACCGUAACCCAAACCAAAUCAGUCUUUUCUGCUUGAUCGGUGGGGAGGAGCAUCUCAAAGUAUGGGGGAAGGGAUCAAGCGCUUUGACUUUGUCUCCCAAUUAGGAAAAAAAUACAAUUUCUAACUGAGACAUCUUAUGUUGAAAAAUUAUGGUGCUAAGGAAUGCUGAAUUACUGAAUAAAUUAUAAAUUUGAAUGAAAUACUAAAAGACAAAAAAUUGAGCACUCUGUUAUUGUCUAACUUAUGGGACCCUAUCAUUAGUGCUAUUCAGAAAAUCUAGCGUCAGAUUGGGUGUUGAUAGCUAAUAUAUGCCUGCAGGUUAUCGGUCUUGGCUCAUCCACUAUUGAUCUCUUAGUUUUUAAUGAAUUUCUUCCAUCUAUUUCAAUUAAUCAGAUGGUUCUUUCUCAUAAAAUAAUGCAUCCAUGGAUGGUGUAAGUUUUUCUGUCAUGCCAAUUACAAUUGAAUUAGAAGCAGCUACUUGGUUGUAAAGCUUCCUGUUAUGCUCAUCCCCUUUUUCUUCUUCAGAAUAUCUAUUGGUUGUAAAGCUUCAUAAUUAGAAGUAUGUUAUUGAAGUUUAUUCUUAAAUUAUGGGAUUCAAAGAUUGCUUUAUCUUACGUUCUACAGGGGAAUAAAACAGACAUUGUUAUCUGCAGCUAUGAGAAUCACUUUAUGGUGAGGAUAUUUUCCCGUAUUUAUCUUCAUUUGAAAACUUAAACAGGUUCUUAUACGUGAGUACUUCCUCAGGUUAUCGUCACUCAAAGUGGAAAAUGUAAAUAUAUUCCCAUAGUGAAUACUCAUUCAGGCUAUAUUGACUCAAAUUAGAAAUCUCAAAUAGAUUCUUAUGAGUGAAUGCUUCUUCAGGUUAUUGUGACUCAAAUCGGAAGCAUGGGAACCAUACUGCAUGCCAGGUACAUGCUCAUCCUUGCGACUUUUCUUGUGGGAUUAAUAUGUGACGUUGCCUCUUGCACUUCCGUGUUCCAAAUUUAGUAUUAUAUUUGAGUUGAUGCUGCUCUGGAUAUCUUCUUUUCCUCUUGCCCUUGAAAAAUUAUAUUAAAUGGUUCUUAUUCUCUGUGGUCUAUCCAUUGGGAAAUAAAUCACUGCAAACACUGAAAAGGAAUCCCAGAAUGCAGGGAAGAGAUAACAUGCCAAGAUGGAGAAGGGAUAUAUGACCAGGUGGUGAAGACUGGCCGGCUCUCGUUCCUGAGAAUGGUUAGGAGGCCGGCCCUCAACUUUUCUUCCAUGUGGUGGGAUCCUCUCAAUAUCCCGAGGCUCUUUAUGGCCUAAGUUCAAUUGAGCCUAUUUUGCCUUCCACUAGCUCGCAAUUUUUCGACAUUCUCACCCACCCCAUUAAGCCAUCCUCAUCAGCACGUGAUGAAGAAUCACACCCAAAAUACGUGUGCCCUGCUUCAUCAUGAGAAUUGGGGAAAUGCCCAAUUUGGGAACAAUAUGAUUCUAAAACUGUUCCGCAAAUCAGCUCAAUUGAAGUGUGAUUUCCUGGAACUACUACUGUCUUGGAGUUGAUUUCUGUCAAUCGAUGCAAAUGGGUAUUUUCCAUUGAUGGAAAGCUGGAGGAAACUCCUAGGUUUACAAUAAUGGGAUGAUGCCCAUUGUUCAGACGACCGUGGGUAUAUAAGUCAACAGGAUUGUGGAGGAUUUUUAUAAACCUUGUAUAGUGCUCUUGUUCUGUUUCCGUCAUGCUAUGUAGUCGCUUCUUCUGUCAGGGCUAAUUGCCUAUUCACUGUUCUUAUUAAGUACGAAAUGUUGCAGUUAUCCCAGAAGAUGGGAACCUCAAUUUUACCAUUUUAUUUCUCUGUUCAUAUGAUUGCAACUUUAUUAUCGUGUCUUAUGUGGAGUAUUAAUGAAAAUUAUAAAUCCAUAUUUCUGGGUCAGGAAGGAGGAAAGUGUAUCUACAGAACCCACAUUCAGUGUCUCUGUGAUCUUCGGUAAGCGAGAUGAGGUAAGUUGUUGAUAUCAAAUCAACAGUCACAUCUUCAACCUUGUGAACAAUAUGGGAAGAGAUUAUAAUCGGCCAUUUGUGCUAUCUCCCCAGCCACUGCUACUCGCUUGUGCCCGCCAGCUGAUUGAACAUAUAAGGUAUGCGUUUCCUCUCUCUCUCUCUCUCCUCCCUGUCACCCCCCCUCGAAGGUGAUGAUGUAUCUGGCUUUCCUUCUCGCCCUUGGAAUGAAUGAAUACCCACGAGACCUGCGUGGUGACCUGGCACGUGGGUUCUUCCCUGCCGUCCUUUCCAACCAGAAGAAGACGAUAUACCAAGACUCUCGGGCUAUGAUGACGUCACCAUUCUCAUGCCGCCUUCUGUGUCUGCAGUAGCUCUGGUUCUUCCAAGCGGUUGGUGCUGUCUCUCGGCCUCAAGGAUCAUCGCCCGGUAUAUAUAAUAAAUUUCUAUCAUCUUCCUCUUUUUUCUUUCCAGAUAAUAUAUUUCUGCAUAUAUAAGAUAUAUAUAUAUAUAUAAUAGUUUGUGGUUAUUGCGUCAUAAUUCUGAAGGAUUUAUUGGCAGGAAACCCUCAGAGGCGUCGCUUCUGCUGUGACUGAGAAUCGAAUGUGGUGA
Molecule: messenger RNA, 3223 nt
Organism: Spirodela intermedia
Lineage: Eukaryota; Viridiplantae; Streptophyta; Magnoliopsida; Alismatales; Araceae
Source: the annotation of a GenBank genome assembly